CAUCACAUCAACGAGAGCGGACGAAGACAUCGCAAAUCCUGUAAACUAAUCCCAAAAGAUGUCUGACGCUGGAGAUGAAAUCCAAGUUGACGCCCCGGCUGGUGAGGUCGAAGUUACUACCGAGGCUCCAAAGGGCAAAAUGACCGUCGAGGACGCUCUUCAGCAAGUCCUGAAGAACGCCCUUGUUCGUGACGGUCUCGCUCGUGGUCUCCGCGAGUGCGCCAAGGCGCUGGACAAGCGUCAGGCCCACUUGUGUGUGCUGGUGGAGACCUGCACGGAGGCUGAGUACAUCAAGCUCAUCGAGGCACUCUGCGCAGAGCACAAAAUCAACCUGAUCAAGAUCGACAAGGAAGGCAAUCCCCGCAAGGUUGUGGGCUGCUCUUGCGUUGUUAGCGAGGGUCUCAAUGUGCUCCUUGAAUACUUCAAGAACCGAUAGGGUGAGCGCAAUUCCAAUUUUCUUAUCACGAUGACAAAACAGACUCCCUCAACGGAGAAUCCGUUCGAUGAGGAUAACAGUCUAUCCGGAAUCACAAUAUUGUCUGAUCUAUAUUCGUGUUCUCGCAUGAAACUCGUCACUGACUGGCAUGCUCUCUAUAUUACAGAUUUUUGCGUAGCAUUGUUCACAGCAUCAGAAUAAAUGAUCCCUUUUUGUACAAUGAUGUCUGAUGGCUGAUUGUUCCUAUCAUCAACUUGAGUCCUUGGAUGUCACCGGUCAGAGACAA
Molecule: messenger RNA, 722 nt
Organism: Suillus paluster
Lineage: Eukaryota; Fungi; Basidiomycota; Agaricomycetes; Boletales; Suillaceae
Product: 50S ribosomal protein L30e-like protein
Exons: 5
Coding region: 59-436 (125 amino acids)
Biological process (GO): translation
Cellular component (GO): ribosome; cytosolic small ribosomal subunit
Molecular function (GO): structural constituent of ribosome
Source: RefSeq, a predicted model, not a curated record